Messenger RNA from Pomacea canaliculata, 13534 nucleotides. Its product is annotated as fibronectin type-III domain-containing protein 3a-like. Bases 115 to 4179 code for a protein of 1354 amino acids. Lineage: Eukaryota; Metazoa; Mollusca; Gastropoda; Architaenioglossa; Ampullariidae. Gene Ontology annotation, molecular function: protein binding. The transcript has 26 exons. The record is from RefSeq and is a predicted model, not a curated record.
AAACUAUUCGCGUUGCUUCAAAUGCUGUUCUUUCAAGUUGUAGAUACGCUUUAAACAGCAAAUAUGUUUCUCCAGUUGUCAUUCUGCUUGUGCAUUUAGCAUUAGCUUGAGCUGAUGGAAAAUUCCAUUAAAAAUUUGAGACUGGGUAGCACUGUCACAACGUAUCCCGACAUUCUUUGCCCAAUUUCCUCUAAAAAUAUUCAUCAUGGCGGAUUAGUUCGCAGAAAGAUCCUCAAGAGAAGCGAUUCACAGCAGCACAGCAUGGCUGAUUCUGGCAAGAGUUCUACGAACACCACCACAAACACCAGCUGCAACACAGGCAGCACCUCUCCCACUACCCUGCCAGUCAACGGGAACAACAUGUCCCCAGAGAAAGAAGUGGAAGAAAAUGGGCAUGCAAGCUCCUCAGAAGAUCCUCCCAUAAAAAAUGGCCUUGGAUCGGAGGUCAGUAGUCUUGCUUCAAGCCCCUCUACUCCACCACAAUCCGCCCUUCCACAACAACCAGCCAGGGUCAACUCCCCUGGCCGAUUGUCUCGCAGUCGGGGGAACCAGAGAGCUAGCCCUUCCAGUUUAAAUUACAACAGUGGUGGAGGAGGGGGUGGAGGGGGUGAUAGUCCCAUCACAUCUGGAGGCCCAGGACUACAGAACCCAACUUCAGCUUCUUCUUCAGGCUCACAACAUGUGGUGCAUGUCCAUGUCAACCCAGGCGAGACCUUCUCAGUUCGGCUUGGCGAUCAAAUCCAGCAUAUUCAGGGGCCCGCCACCGUGCGGAUGGUGUCCAGUAACGGCCCGCCCGUGCCCAUGCCCAUGCAGGUGCCACCCGGCCACAUGGUGCAGCAGAUCGUCGACGAGAACGGCAUACUGACGCACGUCAUCCUGUCGCCGCAGCCGCUGCCCGGCGCACCCCUGACGGUAGGAUAUUACGGCGGGCCUAGCAACGCCACACAGUAUUACCCGGCACCCUACGCUCAUCACUACCCUUCUGCACCUCCUCAGUACCCGUCUCAUCAUCACCCUCAUCCGCACACUGCCCCACAUAGCGUCCACCCGCACAUACAUUCGGGUAUGCCCCAUAUACCGUCCGCACCCUCUCACGCCUGCACCAACCAUAUCCCAGGCCAUCCCGGUGCCAGUCCACCGCUCAACUCACCGGAGGACCGGAACAUUCGACAGAGAAACAAAGUGCGUAAGAGACUUCAGCAACGGCGGACUCCCGAGAACUUCUACACACAACAGACUCGACCCCAGGCAGGCAAAGACGGGGUGGAGGUGGUAAAUGGGGAAGUAGCUCAUGGAAAUGGUGGCCAUGGUGGCAGUCACAUGAUUGUAGAGAACGGUCCAGUAGAACCUGAGGACAACAGCCUUAUAAUUCAGAAUCUGUCCAGCAUGCUGCCUCCUAAGGUGACAGAUAUAGAGGCUCGCAGUGCUCUCAUUCAGUUAACACCACCAGACUGCGAUGUUCCUGAUAUGGAGAUGGAUGUAGCUGACUGCAAGUAUGAGCUGCUGCUUUCUGACAAAGGUCGUGAUGCCAAAUACAAAGCAGUGUUUUGUGGUGAUGCAACAGAAAUCACACUGAAAGACUUAAAGCCUGCAGUAGAGUAUCAUUUAAAGGCGUGUGCUUUGCUAAGUGAAGAACUGAAGGGUGUUUAUACAGAUCCUGUGAGUUUUCGCACAAUAAUGUGUGAACCAGACCGCCCACAGCCCCCAAAGCUUUCAAGCAAGACUAAAACCUCUCUGUCCCUCAAAUGGAAUUCAACAUGUGAAAAUGGCUCCAAAAUAUCAACAUAUUCUCUAGAAUAUGAUCAAGGCCUGGGAGAUAACUCCUUUGUGGAGAUUUAUAAUGGGCUGAGUCGUACAUAUCGUGCUAACCGCCUCAAUGCAUCCACAAGAUACCUCUUUCGCCUCGCUGCCAUCAAUGGAGUUGGGAAAAGUUCGUGGAGUGAGCCAGCUGCCUUCUUCACUAGUGGCAGUGUGCCAUCUCAGCCGGACCCUCCCAUGUUGUCCGAGCAACUGAUCACUUCCUUAACACUUUCCUGGAUCAAACGGCCAAAUGACGAUGAGUUUUUGCUUCAAAUGGAGGACGAAGAAGCAACAGGUCAUGGAUUUAUGCCUGUAUAUAAUGGUCCUAACCUGUCCUACUCCAUACACAACUUGAGGCGGAACACAGAAUACAAGUUCAGAUUAUCAGCAAAGAACGAUGAAGGACAGAGCAAGUGGAGUGAUGUAGUCAAUUUUAAAACCCUGCCUGGUCGCCCUGCUGCACCCAAUAAACCACAGAUAAAAGGCAAAGUCCAAGCUCACUCUUUCCGAAUCACAUGGGAACCCCCAACUGAUGAUGGUGGUGCUGAAAUUACAAAAUAUUUUGUGGAACUGGAUGAUGGACAAGAAGGAGGUUACGAGACUGUUUACGAGGGAUCAGAGAGGGAGCAUCAGUUUGAACAGCUGACACCUGGACACACAUAUCGUGUACGUGUGGCAUGCUGCAGCAGCGGGGGACGUAGUGAUUUUUCUGAUUGCUGUGUCACCACUACCCAGCCUGUACCACCUGGGCAGUGUCAAGCUCCUAAACUCCAAGGAAAACCCAAAGCCACUUCUCUCCAUCUACGAUGGGCCUACCCAGAUUAUGAUGGAGGGUCUACAGUGACAGCAUUUGCAGCCCAAAUGAUCUCUCCAGAUAACAGCACUCGGGAGGUGUACAAAGGUCAUGACUUGGAUUGUAUUGUUGCUGGACUGUUGCCUGGGCGACCAUACCUGUUUCAAGUUCGUGCAUACAACAGAGCAGGGGCAGGACCAUGGUCAGAACUGCUUGAGGUGGUCAGUGGGGCAGGGGCACCAUAUGCCCCAAAGUCUGUGCAAGUGGUGUGCCGGUCACCCCACAGUGCUGUGGUCAUGUGGGAUGAACCAGUCAACAAUGGUGCAGCCAUAAGUGAGUACAGGCUCGAGUGGACUCAGCGGCCAGAUUUCCAGGAUUUUACUCAACUCUACGUGGGACCAAACUUAAAUUACGAGGCCAAGGGUCUAAUGCCUGCAACCACCUAUACCUUUCGGGUCCAAGCAGUCAACAGUGCUGGAACAGGACCCUACUCUCCAGCCACUUCCUGCACCACACCUCCAUCCAGUCCUGGUAUGGUGAUGUCUUUGCGGUGCCAGCCAGGACCAACAUGGGUUCAGCUUUGGUGGCGGUCUCCACCUUGCAAUGGAAGUGAGAUUAUCUCUUACAACGUCUACGUUUCAGACAAGCAGCCCAUCACUGUUGAACCGGUGACAGAAUACACAUUGGAGGGCCUUCAGCCAGAGACCAGCUACAAGUUAGUGAUCAGAAAUAGCAUCGGUGUGGGUCCCUUCAGCACACCAACUAAAGUGACAACCCGAGCUCUGCCACCUAGUCCACCACGGCUGGAGUGUUUAUCAGUGGCCCCAAAUAGUCUCAAACUGAAAUGGGGAGAUGGGCGCAAUCCAGAUAUGGUCCAGUACACGUUGGAGAUGGAAAAAGAAGAUGGAAGCUUUCAAGCAGUCUACUCUGGUCCUGCCCACACGCACAAGGUGAACCGGCUUGCAGAGAUGACAAACUACGAGUUUCGUAUCUUUGCUAGUAAUGAUGCUGGUCAUGGGCCGUACUCAGACACUGUCACCUUCAGCACCACAAAAGCACCACCACCUGCUCCUAAAGCCCCACGAGUACAUCAACUUCAGCAACGAAGCUGUGAAGUAGAGUGGCAGGGAUGCAAGGCUCAGGGUUCAGAUCCGGUGGUGUACAUCUUACAGCUUCAGAAACCAUACUCCACAGAUCAUGAGUACCGACAGAUCUACCGAGGACCCAACACUCACUUUAGCUUGGAUGGGCUGGAGCCCAGUACAGAGUACCAGGUUCGAGUAUGUGCUGUGCGAGAAAGUUGUGACGGAUCUGCCAUGGAUAUCUUGGGACCCUUCUCUCCUGGCACGCAUUUUACUACCUGUGCCCCAGAGCCUCCACGUAAGACAACUGUACAAGAAUUGGAUCACAGGUCAUCAGAGCCUAGGCAGUGGACAGACCAGCAAUGGGCAGCAGUGAUUGUGAUUUGCUUUGUGGUGCUGGCUAUUUUAUUGGCCUUUGUGGUCAACCAGGUUAUGACCUACAUGGGGUACUCCACCUCUGUCUCAGCCUCCUCAUCAUCCCCUUCUCCUCCUAAGACAAACUGAGGGCAUUUCUGUUUUUGUUUUUUUUUUGUAUCUGUCUAGGAGGUUGAUCAUUGCUGGCAUACUUCUGAUCCACCAGGUGGAGACCCACUUUUGGAUGGAGACUUCAAGAAUGUGCUGGCAGCAGAUAAACAUGAUUUCUGUGAAUCUUUGGUGUGAAUCGCCAUCAAAAAGUCCAUUGGGCUUUCUUGCAUCCUGUGACGGAUUAUUUGCUGGUGGUCAGGGUUUAUCAGUUACUCAAAGAAAAGCUAUAAUGCUUUGUGCAGCCUAUGAAUGAAACAGAGGCCAGGAUUUAUUGGUUACUUUAAAGCACAAGUUAUUUGCUGUGUGCAACAGAUGUUUGACAGCACAGUGUACAAGUUUGUGACAUGGUCAGCAACUGAGACAUGAGCAAAGUUAACAAGUUUUACGACAUGCACGUGCUUAUGUGUGUAGAAGUGCAAGCACUCGUGCAUACAUGUGCACAUGCAUCAUGCCUGCACACAUGAACUCACUCUCACACACACACAUGAAAUUUGGUGCUCAUCAGCUUGUUGUGGUAGAGGGGGAGCAUCAAGCAACAUAAGAAGCAAUCAUUAUGAAAUUGGAAUGUGUGAUAUUUUGUCUUAAACAAGUGGAUCAUGGUGCUUAGAGAGUGUUGUCGAGAAAUGUCAUUGUGGGAACAGUGAGGAGUGAAUUACAAGGGCACACAAAAAGUCCCAGCAAGACACGGUCUGGUUGGGUGAAGUGGCAAUGGUGACCAGCAUGCAUACUGGUGACCCCUGCGCCACAUCCAAGAUAUGGCAAGCUGAGCAGAAAGUUUGUGGUUAGACCAAAAUCACUUCUGUUGACUCUGUUGUUGUCGGAAGAGCUUACCUUUGUCUCAGCUUGCUCAACUGUUGUUAAUGUUGCUUGUUUAAAAAGAUUUAUCGCAAACAUGUUGCUAAAUUACAAAUCUCCAAAAUAUGAAGUCUGUGUUGGGAGGUGUGUGCUUGUCAGAAUGCAUGUUUCUAUGUACAGCCCCCAGGUGGUGUGCAAAAUCUCCACAGAAAUUUCUUUACAAAAUGGUGAGGAAUUUUGUUUUCCUUUUUUUGUGGGACUUAUGGGGAUUAGGGAUUUUAUUCUUUUCUUCUAAAUUUUUUCCCACUCUACACUCUCAAAUACAACCUAUUGUAUGUUCAUGGACAUUCAUGCACACACACUUAUUUGUUACUGUUAUCAAAGUUUGCUGAAACUGUUUCCCCCAGUUUUGAUGCCAUUUGUCCAAAUAAAAACAGUAAAAAUUGUCCUACCCCUUAUAAAGUACAAAGUAUCCUGUAAGGGAUAUACAUUUAUAGUAUUAUUUCCUAUUUGGAAAGAGGAGAAAAUAUUUUUUCAUUUCUAUUGAUGAGAUAUUGUAUGAACAUUUUGAUCUGAAUUUUUUUUUAAGCUCGCUUAUCUUUUAAAGGUGGAACUUAUUGUGGGUGGUUUUUUAAAAUGGUUUUGCCAGCGCAAGGGAAGGUAGGAAAACAUGCGUAGUAGUAAUUGGAGACGACUGACCGCUAGUUGUCAGUACGCGUGUACUCCUACCUUCUCUCACACCAGCAAAACCAUUCUCUACAUUUAGUAUGAAGAAAUUCUGGCUUUAACCAGAAGGAUGUAGUAAAGUUGUGUUGGGGCUUGUCUGAAAUAUCCAUCAGUUGUGAAAGAUGGACGCUAUUUCAUAUGGUCUUGAACAAGCGACCAAGAGCACAAACCAUUAUUUUUACACAGUUUUGUGAUAGAAAACUUUUACUUUAUUUUAUUUUGUUAAACACUGCAUGAGAAAUUAAGCCUUGGGUUUUGAUUCGGUUUAUCUGUGCCCAAAAAGUAAAGUUUUGUUUGUCAUGUUCAAUUUUAUAUGGUAACGUUUUUUUCAAUCUGGUGUAGGGACCUAGACAAUGAAACCACUGCCUUUUAUUCCCUUCUGACUUGGAGCUCAUAGGGGAGGGGAAGAUAACUAUGACAUUGCCACUAGCAAGUAUCAUCACAGGUUUUCGUGAUUCUGCAGUCAUCAAGCCAGCAUUUUUUUGUGGCAUGUGAUUUAGCCUUAAGAUGUGAUCAUACGGGAGCAAUGCCCCAAACUGUGUUGAAGAUUGUUAAGAACAUACAGGAAGUAAUUAGAACUAUUGUGGUUUCUUCUACCUAGCUGCAAGACUUUUAUUUCUUUGAAAUUAUUCUGGCUGUUAUUUUAUCAGGUAUUUAUUUGGUGCCAGGAUUUUUUUUUCAGGUUUUUAGUAUGUUUGGGCUUUUUUUUGUGUUAGUAUCCUUAAGGUUGUUGGCUAAAUAUAUUUUGACUAGUGUUGCUACACCUCAUUGACUGAUGCAUGCACACAUGCCUGCACGUACAGGUGUGCAUGAAUAUGUGUAUAUGAAUGCAUACAUCAUUUUGCUUUGUACGUUAAGGAUCACCAUUACAAAGAUCCAAGUACCGUUGAGCUGAGAGAAUUUUGUUUCGGGGUCACAUGGUACACAGGUACAUGGCAGUGAGGAAGGUGCCGUGCUGUAUUUUGUUAGCAUCUCAAGUUACAUUUCACAGUUACAGAUUUAUCAUUUUGCCCUUGGUGGUGGGGUGUGCACAACUGUAAAUGUACUUAAAUGUGUUUGUAUGAGAAAGAGAGCACUUUUGCUUGCUUGCAUGUUUGUUCUGAGAUGCACAGUGUAGCUUCCUCUCAGGUUGAACGGAGUCUGCUGGCAGCUCCAUAAGUCUCCUUUGUUUUAUCUGGAGACUGGAGAGUGAUGUCAAGUUGGUCAAAGGCAUUGGUGCUUAUUGCCUUGAAACCCAUGGCAUAGUUCCCAGUGGCAAGUUGUCCCCUUUCAUGUAACUGUUUGAAAACAAAAAUGUAUUUCUGUGUUCAUGUUGUUUUGAUGUGUUUGUAUCUUUUAAGGACCACUACCUUGCACAACUAAUUGAUUUGAAUAGUUUAUCUUUUAAAGAAUAACUUUUAUCUGGUGAAGUUUUCAAUUUGCUCAUGACUUGUAGCAAAUUAAAUUAGUUUUAAAACUGACAACCUUAUUUAAGGAAAAGCAUUUUAUUUGUCAGGUUAACAGGCUUUGCAGAAACUAGGAAUCUGAAGCUGUAGCACACCAUGAUAGUAAAUUUAGAUUUGUGUUUAAAUAACUCAUUCAUGAGGACUAAGUCACUUUUAUGUUAUUUUUUGGUUGGUUUCACUGUGGGUGGGGGUGGUUGUGUAUAUUUUGGUUAUUAGGAUUGUCUGUUCUGAGACAAAUCGACUUGCGGUUUCUUAUCUUUAUCUUUUGUGUGUGUUUCCUUUUAUGAGCCCUGAAUUUUCACAUCGUGCAAACCAAGAAACCAUAUGAACUGCAGUUUGGUAAUGCAAUCAAUCACCUACCCUGUGUGAGGUUGGCUGACAGAAUCUCAUUAGAGAUUUCAACAUGACUGACAAUCCUUGCUGAAGAUGAAGGCAUCUUGUUGAUGAAUGGAAGAGAUGCAUGUUGUAUUGCCUGCCUGUUAUUAAAUAGAUCAUACCCUAAGGGUUGUAAAAGAGCUGAAAUUUUAGGUGCAGCGAAAGUUAAUCAUACAGGCCUCUGUACUGCCCACUUUACCUUGGAUUUAUUGCUUUUAUAUUUAAAUAAAAGUUCUCAUUUUUUUUAAUUGAACCCAGCUGGAGAAGUUUUCUAAUAAGCAACAGGUUAAAGAAAAUAUUACAGCAGACCUUUUAAUAGAAUUCAACAACUUUAGGUUGGACAAAUCUUAUGAGCAGUUAGAAGUGGACACCUUAAAACAUUUGUACAUUCAAGCGCCAACUGAGUGGACCACACUUGAUGAUCCCUUCAGCACAUUAAACAGGCUUGUAUGAUGGCAUUUUCCAAACCCAUAGCUUUAACCUGUAACAUAAAAACACAUACAUCAGUAAUUUUAAUUGUCUGUGAUACCUGUAGUCUUGGCAUUUUCUCAGAAUCAAUAAAAAAAGAUUCACUUCAUCUUUUUCUGCAUGGGCUUGCAUGUAACAUCAAGACUGAUAGCCACAUGUCAGAAUAAUCCAUUUGAACAUUUUCCCAGAAGAUGUUAAAGUACUUAACAUUAAAGCUUGCUGGAAUAUUUUUAGUCAUUACUAUUAUGGUUGUGUCUUUUUUUUAAGCAGCUUUAGAUUGAAACUUGACAAUGAAGUCAGUAAGGCUGAUUACUUGGCUUAAGAUCAUUUUUUUAUUAUUUCUUGUCAAAUUUCCUGAGUUCUCUCAGGGCUUGCUUUACUGAUAUAUUUCCCAAAGCAAAGAAACAGUAUGCAGAUAUUUUUACCAUGUGAACGUACAAAUAUUGAGCAUGAAGAAAUGUUGCCCUUAUUUUCUUUAAAUAACAUCCCUUUUUUCAUACCGCACAAAAAUAAGUGCGUCCAAGUGCAGAAGUGCACAAGCUGGUUGUGCAGUGCAAGAUGUUACCCUGCUGCUGUAUUUUCUGUAAACCAAGCUUUCUGUUGCAUUUGUUAGACGUGUACUUGUUCAUGUAUAUAAAUAUAUCUGAAGCAAAGCAGUGUAUUUGGGUGAUGCCUGCAUAUGCAUACAAAAUAUCACAUGUUGAAGGCUUGCAUUAAAAACAGUUAAAUAGGAGGCUGCAGAAAGACAUGUCUGGGGGGGAAAACUGGCUGCUCUUUAAAAUUAGACUGACAACAGGUUAAUAUCACCUGAAAAUGUAAGUGCCAAAAAAAAAAAGAGAAUGCAGAUAACAGACCAGUUGUUCUUAGAUGUGACUUUAUCUAAAGUGAUGUUGCCAGUGGCAAACUGACUUGUUUGUACACAAAGAAAAUACAGCAUUACCUAAAUGUAUGCAUGUCUGUUGAUAAUAGAAUGGACAAAAUAUUCUCAGUAUGGUCUAGUUUUGCUGAUGUGCCUCUCGAUGUAUCAUUUUACAUGAUAAGAACCUCAGACAACCCGCACACAAGCAGUUUGUCCAUAUUCAAGUGUUUUUCAGUAUUCUGUUGAAGGAGUAUCUAGCUGAAGCCCAAUCUGUCUCAUUGAAUGUUUAUGAUCUAUUAAAUAUUUGCUGGGAGCUCUUCCAUGCAGAUUUUUUUAAUGGCUUGAAGAUAGCAUUGGUUUUCUACCUGUGACAAACUAAUGCCUCCCAAAAAUUAUAGUGCUCUGAAUAUUUUAUCACAAAAUGUACAGGAUGGCAGUGGAUGUUUUUUCAGCCUUAAAUGAGAAGCUUUUGUAAUGUUCAAGGAAUGCUGACAGUGUUCCCAGAGCCAUUCUGCUGCUAAUUUUUAGACCAAGUCUGCAUCAAAAGUGUACAAACACCUUUCAGCUUUAUUUAUGAGCGUUGAUUGUGCUGUAAGUAAAUACAUUUUCGGGGAAUUUGUUCACUUCCUGUUAGUGAUUUUUAAGUUCGUGUCUUAAGAUGGGGGAAAAACCCGUAUAUUUUACCAUUUGCUUUGUUAGAAUAUGGAGGCCUAGACAGAAAACCUUGAGAUAUUAGAUGAUGAGGUUUUCAGAAAGGUUGAAAUAUAAAUUCGUCAAACAAGUUUUGGCUAUGAUGAAUUUAGACAUAAAGUCGGCAAUGUGUAACUGACUCAGACUAAUGUCAGUGUAGAAGUAAGGUGACAAGACAUGAAUGUCUUGUUGAUAACAAUUGCAAAUUACCAGGAUGUUUGAGUUUGAAUGAAUACGAUGAAACUUUGUCUCUUUUUUUCUCUCCCCUCCCCCACUCUUUUUUUUCCCACCUACUUUGUGAACAUGACCCUGCGCAGGGCAUGUCCUUGCUUCCAGCAUGCACCAAGAGUGCAUAUGGCUAGGUGAGCAUCCUGCAAUCAUGCAAUUAAUUAUCCAUGUUGCUGGUCCAGGAGACUGUACACUGGUUGGUUGAACAGCUGGGCUUCUUUCAUAGACCUGCUUUUAAUGAUGGUGAUUUGCAUGGCACCGAAGUUGCAUCAAUAGCUUUUUUUUUUUUUAAAUGUUGCCAUGGUAAUCUUGUAUGCUCAUUCAGAGCAAGACUAGAUGAAUGCAUAUGGGAGAAAUGUAUUUCACAAGUACAGUUACAAAUUAUUGCUAAAUAUUAUGUACCAACAAUCAUAUAUAAUGUAUAUUAUUGUGAAUUGUAUCAUGUUUUGGAAUACUGCUUGUUUCUUGUGAUAGUGGUAAAAUUUGGCACGAGGCAACAUUCAAAUUAAAGGAAUCCCACACCCCUAAAAACAUCCACUGCAUACUGUUGCAACAACAUUUGACAUAUACAGAAAUGUCAGUGUAUGUAUAUGCAUGCACACACACACACAGAACCCUAGUCAUGUGUUCAUUUGCUAGUCAAUGGGAAUAAUUUUUGGUGGAAAAACAAAGAUUUUUUUUUUUUUUUGAGAAUGAUUGUCAUGGUGAGGACAGAAAUACCUUGGAAAUCUUAUAUUUUGCAAGUCUCUUUAUCAAGAGCUACUUGAUCCCCUCCCCAUCCAAAUGAGAUUGUCACUCUUUCUUUUUUUCUUGUUUCUAAAACAUUCUCAGUUUUUAUUGCAUGGGCCUUGAUAACUUUCAUUUAAAGCUUAAGGUAUAAGACAUUGUCAUCUGACAGCUUGUGACAAUUUUGUAGUUGAAUGUUGCAGUGUACUAUCUGCUUACUACUUCUGUUAUACAUAUUACAUAAGGUACAGAAUGUUGAUUUAUGACCUUAGUCUGCAGCUAGGUUGUCAAAAAAUGCACAAAUCACUUUAAUAGGCAAACAGUGUAAUUAUUAGUUGUGUAAAGCAUAUGCAGAAGACCAUCAAAAGUGCAUUUGAUGACCUGUUUAUGGAUGUGACCAGUGACGUGAACUUUCAAAAUUUUCUUAGGACUUUAAAAAAAAAAUUUUUCCUUUAGUAAUUGACAAAAGUUGACAUAUAGUUUGCCUGAGGAUGAAUUUAAGAUCGUUGAUCAUUGUUCUUGAGCAUGUGCUUGGUGCAGAGUAUGUAACAUCUUUUCAGUGAAUGUGGAUAGAAGAGCUACAUUUGUGGCAACAUAGUAAGCAUUAUUUGAGGUAGGUGGCUCUAUAGUGCUUGGAUCUGGAAGGGUCUUUUCAUUCUGGAAUGUCAGCUUAGCAUAUUUGGAAUGCUGCUAUUUCUUUUUUAAGGACAGCUCUCCCUGCCUGAAAUGUUUUAGCUUACUCUAAUGGCACAAAGUAUAGAAAAAAAAGUGAAAGCAGCUUGAGAUGUGGACCAAAAAUUUUUCUGUACAAUUGACUGUGCUUGUCACACAAACCUAUGUUACUUGUGGAUCAAUGCAGUUGAGACAUAAUCUGUAUAAUUGCUGGCGAUAAUCUUUUGCCCCAAGACAUUCAACUGAUAUGAAUAAAAUUUUGAAGUGGAUGCAUUUCCUUACAUUGAAUGCUUUGGUCCUUUGUCAGUAUGGCUGCAUCCUUCUUGUGUACUACAGUGGUUUCUCACAACUGUUGAGCUGUUACUUAUAUUGUUCUAUGAUCAGAGUUUAUUGUCUGCGUUUUCAUAACAUUUUUUCCUUGUUAUCAGAUACUGACUGAUGUAAAGAGCCAAAACAAAUGCCAGAGCAUGGGAGUGGUAGGGGGAAAAGCAUGUGUGUUUGUGAGUGUGAAUGCACAUGCUUGUGUCUAUGUUAUUUUUGCCUAAUCAUGGCUAGAAAUGUUGCCUACUCAGGUUGUGUUCUUUAAAGCCGAGUGCUAUUUGAUAAUCAUUUGGACUUGAUGUACUAUGAUUAAGGGGAAGCAGAUAGCCAGAUGAUUAGAGCAAUGGUGUUUAAACCCAGAGAUACCCACAGUUGACCCAGAGGAUGUGGAAAGGUAAAGCAGCCAAAGAGAGGAGAUGGGACACCACACUCUCACUAAAAGCUGACCCUAAGAAAAAUGUGGUCACUAACACCUCACUCCCCAACAAUCUGAAAAGGUUAGGGGACUAUCUUUAUCUUUUUUUACCUUGAUGUUGGGUACCUGGAUGAUGCUGAUGGCAUUUGACCCAAGUGUUACUUACCCGGUUAGCCUCUAGCAACAUAUGACUGUACCAAAGGGGCAACAGUUGUCCUAAACAUCAAAGCGUGCCUCCCUCACCAAACAUUUUACCUGCAGCCUGCUUAAUGAGCUAAAAUCUUUAAGCUAUUAUUGAUCUUCUUGGUUAGUAGACGUUAACAUUUAAAACUUAAUUUAUAUAAAAUUUAAGGGAAGACAACUGCCAAAUUUUCAUCUCUUCAUCAACAUGUGACUAAAGUUUCCACUUUCUGGUUUAUUAUUAUAUAGCCUGAUAAUCAUUUUUUUUUUUAAAAAAGGCUGUAUUGUAAUAUCAUAUGCUUGUAAAAUUUGCACAAAUUGGGUCCUGUUGAAUUAUAAUGCAGUGAACUUGAGUGGUAACUAGACGUGGAUGGCAGAGCCAACUUUGUCGAUUGUUUUUUUAAAAAAAGCUUUGUUGUGCAUUGUUGAUAAUGCUGGAAAAGUGGAUUUCACUGAUAUGUUUACCAGCAAGAUAGCUCCCAGGAUGAGAGGUGAUAAACAGUUCUUUGAGCAGUUGCAUCUGAAUAGAGAAGGAAAAUUUCUCCUCCGAAAGAUUUUUAUUCAUAUAUAUUGCUAGCCUUUUUCCAGUCCAUAAAAUUAAUGUUUCUUCUUGCUUCCUACAGAUUGUAUUGAAUAAAAACUUGCAUUUUUCAAUUUAAUGGUUAAGGUCAUGUUGUACAAUGUUAAGUGCUUCUAGGGAAGUUUUCUGUUUUUAUUCCUUCCAUUCUACCCUCUCACAAUUUUUGAUAGCCUUUAAGGAAGCUUUUUUCCUCCCUUUUUUAUAAGUCGGUUAGUUGUUAAGUCAGUAACAGCUUGUGUCAGAGUUUUGUAGUGAUGGUGGUAAAGCUUAAAGCACAUUUUUAUUGCUUGUGUAGUGCUCUGGGCAAACCUGAUCAACAGAGGGUUCCAGGAGCUAUGAAAUGAAAACUGGCAAAAAUGUUGCUCUGCUUAAAUUUGUAAAUUACUCGUCCUUUUUUCCCAACCAUAAGCUUAUGAAACUGCUUUAUGUACAGGUGUGGGGGCAUCCAUUACUUUCAGCUGGUUUAGGUUUGUCAAAAUUAUACGAUAAGAAACUGUUGAAAAAAAAAAAAUUUUGUAAGUGAAAAAUAGUUUACUUCCCUUUUCUGCUCCCAGUCCCAUUUCCUGGAAUGUGCACAUGGAAUAGUGUGCACUGUUGAAAGCUAAGCUACAUAAUUGCUCUAGUCCACAUAUCUGUUUAUGUGUAUGCAUGUUUGUAUUUUUUGUAUGCAUGUGUGUGGUGUGUUUGUAUGUAUGUACAUAAUUUUAGUAAGCUGUUGGUUCAACUGCAAGACAUUGUCUUAAAUGUAGACUAUCUCUUUUCAAAUUAGUCAUAUUUAUUCUGUGAUGUUGGGUCAUCAGUGAAUACACACACAUAUAUAUAUUAUAUUCUAUCAAUAAAAGUUUCAAUGCUCA